AUGCCGAUCGUGUACGCAGCGGUAGCGGAGGACGGACAGGUGACGACUGAGUGCCAGCUGGCGGGCAACAAGACCGACUUCUCGAAGGUCAUCACGGUCCUGCUGGAGCGCAUGGAGCACCGCAACCACAAGAAGUCCUACAGCCACGAAGGGUUCUCGUACAACUACAUCACGGAGGACGAGGUGACCUACGUGUGCGUGGCCACGAUGGACCUUCCGACGCGCCUGUGCUUCGGCUUCCUCACCAAGAUCAAGAACCUCUACGACGGCGGCGAAGAAUUCGACGCCGUGCUCGAGGAGCAGAUGGCGUUCUUCAACAACGACCCCAAGGCGGACAAGAUCAAGGGCAUCCAGUCGGACAUCAAGACCGUGCAGGACAUCAUGAUGGAGAACAUCGAGAAUGUGCUGCAGAGGGGUGAGAAGCUGGAGGACGUGCUAGACAAGACGGACAAGAUGAACGCCAACGCCUCCACCUUCCGGGAGAGCUCUCGCAAGCUGAGGCGGGCCAUGUGGUGGCGCAACGUGAAGCUCAACAUCUGCCUGUGCUUCAUCUGCCUCAUCCUCCUGGUGGUGAUCUUCUUCGUGGUGGUGUGGGCCUGCGGUGGGUUCAGCUUCCCCAAGUGCGGCUGA
Messenger RNA from Acanthamoeba castellanii str. Neff, 630 nucleotides. Its product is annotated as Vesicle-associated membrane protein, putative. NCBI's taxonomy places the organism in Eukaryota, Discosea, Longamoebia, Acanthamoebidae. The transcript has 5 exons. Bases 1 to 630 code for a protein of 209 amino acids. Gene Ontology annotation, biological process: vesicle-mediated transport. Gene Ontology annotation, cellular component: membrane. The record is from RefSeq and is a predicted model, not a curated record.